Seriola dumerili (greater amberjack) is the source of this 1517-nucleotide messenger RNA. It is a transcript of the gene mtrfr, whose product is annotated as chromosome unknown C12orf65 homolog. The record is from RefSeq and is a predicted model, not a curated record. Gene Ontology annotation, molecular function: translation release factor activity. The coding region runs from base 129 to 692 and encodes 187 amino acids. Lineage: Eukaryota; Metazoa; Chordata; Actinopteri; Carangiformes; Carangidae. Gene Ontology annotation, biological process: translational termination. Gene Ontology annotation, cellular component: mitochondrion. The transcript is spliced from 2 exons.
GAAAACAAGACCACACAUUAAUGACCGUGAGGCAGACAGAAACAUAAAAUGCAGUGACGAAGUCUUUGAUGAAGAAACUGGUAUUUCUGUUCGGUGAAAUACAACGUGAUGUAAUGUAAUCACUUUGUAUGUUUGCUCGCAGAACCCCCAAGAUCCGCUUUGUAUUUCACUUAUUUAAAGAAAUGUCACGGCUUUUCCCGUUCAUCACAUCUAUCUAUAGUAUGUCCAGUCGGGUCGGAUUGAGAGGGUCUCCCAGUAUGUCUGCACUUAUUCAACCACUCCCAGCUGGACUUACAUGUGUUUUUGCAGCCGGCAAAAAGGACCUGAUAGACCUUCCUGUCCUGAAUGAGGACGAGCUUGAAGAGCAGUUUGUGAGAGGAUCUGGACCUGGGGGACAGGCCACCAACAAAACCAGCAACUGUGUGGUGCUCAAGCACAUCCCCACUGGGAUUGUAGUAAAGUGCCAUCAAACCAGAUCUGUGGAAAUAAAUCGAAAACGUGCCCGGGGAAUUAUGAGAGAGAAACUUGAUGUUGCAUAUAAAGGAGAACUCAGUGAAGUUCUUGUGAAGAAGAAAGAGUCUGUGCUGAGGAAACAAGAGAAGAAGAAGAAGGCACAUGAGAAUCUGGAGAGAAAAAGACUGUUUAAAGAAGCACAGGUUGCAGAUUCUAAACCUGGGAAUGACACUGUUUAAAAUGUUUGCGUGGAAUAUAGACAGACAGGAGUACUGUACUCUAAUGGUCGUGUAUUUUAUGCCAGCAAAGGGUAAGAGACAAAUUUUCAAGUAUGGUUUAAAAAAUUAUCUACAGCAAGAUUGCUGAAAAUGUAUUUAUUUAUCAUUUAUUAUUAUGUCUUCUUAGAUAAAGUAAUAGGAGCUUCAAAAUUCUACUGACUGAACCAUGCUUUUAAAGUCGCCCUCCACUCAAAUUGUGUUUUGGUCAUUAUUAUGUCUCUUGGAUGUUUGACCUUCAUUGUGCAGUGACUGUCACUGGAAGACUGCUUUCAAAUUCUUCUGCUGAAACUGGAAAGUUUUGUAAGCCAGGCAACUUACACAAGUGUGAUCUGGAAACUUGAAGCAUGCAUUACACAUUCACUGAUAAUGGACAUUCAGUGAUGUAGGAGACAUCUUGAGGGAGUGAGAGAGGAGGUGUAGAUGUAAUUUUAAGAAUUUUUAACCAAGAAAUUUAACACAAAUUAUUAUUCAGAGUAUUUUUAUAUAUUUUCAAGCAUGCCUGGAUCAUAAAAUUUUCUUUCUGCUCACCAUUUUAUACACUAAGUUGGCAGUUUAUUGCACCUAGCUAAAGGUCUCCUAUUGCACUUAGUGCACGCUUUAGUGUUGUCCAUCACUUGUAAGUUGCUUUGGAUAAAAGCGUCUGCCAAAUAAGUAAAUGUAGUAAUUGAAUGUAAAAGCAAUACAGUCCCAUAGAGCAGUGCAGAAAAUCCAACCUUUCAUGGCGGUUAUAAUGUUAAGUUUGUGUUGAAACUGUUUCAUAAAGGUGUUGAUUCAACAAUGGUCAUU